AGCUGCCUUUCAGUGUCACCCAUCAGUGCCAGUCAGUGCUAUCAAUGCCUAUCAGUGUGCCAAUCGCCCUAUCAGUGCAAGUCAGUGCCGCCAUCAGUGCCGCCUAACAGUGCUGCCUAUCAGUGCCCAUCAGUGAUGCCUGUCAAUGCCCAUCAGUGCCACCUACCAGUGCCUCCUCAUCAGUGCCACCUGUCAGUGUCCAUCAGUGCCUCAUUAGCGCACAUCAGUGAAGGAGAAAAAUCACUUCUUUACAAAAUUUUAUAACAAACUAAGAAAAUUUUUU
Molecule: messenger RNA, 283 nt
Organism: Staurois parvus
Lineage: Eukaryota; Metazoa; Chordata; Amphibia; Anura; Ranidae
Source: the annotation of a GenBank genome assembly